UUUCGGCUCUAAAUCUUCGAGUAAACCGAGUGUGGUUCGGUUGGGACAUGGAGAGGUCGCGUUGCCUUGAUGCCUUGGAGCAAGCAGGCAAAACGUGCAAGGCCAUUUCAAGUUGUUGCAGCAGUGGCAUCGGCCAGAUCCUGUUCCCUGCUGAGACGAAUGAAUCUGUGCAUCUCUCCAAAGCAAAGCCAGUGGCAGCCGGCAGGUAUGCUGAAGAGCUCGAGGCACAGUGGUUCAAACAAGUCGCCCAGGGCCAAGGCCACGGCGGCCCUGGCCGUGACGAGACUGCAGAACCAGGAACUGGGACCGAGUCGGAGACCAAUCUGCCUGAAGACACCCACGAAGAGCCCGAGAACUCUGCCAGUGAUGAGAGUGACAGGCUGCCCGCCGAAUCCAUGGAGAAAUUGGACGUUGGACGUUCACUCUUGGAGCUUUUGAGGAGUGGGCCCUCCAAGCCAAGUGCGGCUGAGGGCACAUUGAGCACCGGGACUGGCAGUGUGGAUAGCUCAAGCGAGUCGCAGGAGCAACGGGACGAGCCAACUCUACAGGUGCCACUACUUCAGGGUGUGGCGGGAUUCAGCUCGGAGCUAUGGGAUUACUUGGUCCGCCCGUUGAUGGACAGCAGGCACUCCAAGGCCUUUGUUGGGCAUGAUGUCUUCCGUGGCUCCCCCAUUCCUGGCUCACGACCGCAGGUUUUGGUGGACCGAAGAAAGGACACUGACAUCAUGGCGAUGUUUAAGCCAUCUGGGUGGGCUACCUGCUCCACUCCUCAAUGGGAAGGCCUUGAAGGCAAUCUCAUUCGGCACGUGUGGUGCUACUACAAUGCUCCUACAGCAGCACCUUGUCAUCGAUUGGAUAAAGGAACUUCUGGGAUUGUGUUGGUGGCCACCAGCAAGAUUGCCUCCAAACACAUCUGCCAGCAAAUCCUGAACAAGACGCUGGUGAAACAAUAUGUGGGUCUCUGUCAUGGCCUCGUUACACCUGGGAUGGGUGUUUUCUCAGCACCACUGGCGCUGAGCAGAGCAGACAGGCCUUUGGGCGCAUGCUCUACUGAAGGUCGUGAAGCGGUGACUCGCUACCGGGUGCUCGGCUACUUUCGAGGAAGCUAUAGCAGCUAUAGUCUCGUGCAGGUGCAGAUUGAACACGGGCGGCAGCACCAGAUUCGCCUGCACAUGGCGUCUUUGGGACAUCCAAUUGUUGCCGACAGUCGCUACAAUCCAUACAAGGCAAAAGAUGAUGCUGAGAUUUGCCCGCGGCUCUUCCUCCAUGCGUGCUACCUGAGAUGUAGUCUCUUGCUCGUCGACUCGGAGGAACCAGAGCCCUUUACUGUGGCAUGCAAUUUGCCUGCAGAGCUGAGGCGUGUCCUCGUUUCCGAACUUGAACUGGACAGGAGCGGAAGUUCUCAACUGCCGCUGGAUGCACAGCAGCUGUGUGAUACACUUCUCUUUCCCGAAGACAAGCGCAUUUGCAGGAGGGUGCAGACUCGUGAAGACAUCGAAGAGCUGCAUGAAAGUCGAUUGGCUUUGCGGCGGAGAGAUGAAUUCAUGAAUCGCUUUGGCUUCAAUGCCAAGGAGCGUGCCGAGAUUCUGCGAAUCCUCAAUCAAUUGAAAACCAGCAAGGAGCGUAGUGCGGCUCUGCACCAGUUCCGGGUGCUGGGACAAAGGACACCAGACUUUAUCGUCGGACGAUUUGCCAAGUACGUAGAAGGCUUGCUCCGCUGGAACCAGAACCACAAGAGCGAAGAUGUGGAAGUGCGGGAGCUGUCCAACCAAACCACCCUUGGUCUACUCGAAGUCAAUUUGGAGGACCGAAGAUGCGGAGAGGCGUCGAUGGAAAACGAAAGGCCCGUCAUCGAAGCAGUCGAGUCCAGCUCGCAGGAGUGUGAACUGCUGCGAUGCCUCCGAACUCCGCCUGAAAAAGAGACCCCGGAGAACGAGACUCUGCGGGUCGAUGGACCGCUACAGAUCCUCACUGAGUCGGUCUGGUGUGAUGUGUGUGGCCUCACAGAGAAACAGAUCUCGGUGUGUACCGGGAGUUUGACAUUGAAGUGUCGCGAGCCAGGAAUUUUGGGCAAAAGGACGCCAUGCCAGCCCGUUAGGAGGAGGCGGUAUGUGAGAGAUGUAAGGAAGUGGACAGCAAAAGCAGGAGGCAGAGCACAGGUUACGGAGGAGGCCGAGCAGGAGUCAGAAGACGAUGAGUGCGAAGAGGUGGACGAGGAGGACGAAGAUGAUGAGGUGGACGAUGUGGAGGAUUCAGAGGCAGAGGAGGAGACCGUUGCUUCGUCCUCCGUGACCUCAAGGAGGUGGAUGAGCAGGUCAGCGCAAACGCGAUGUGUGACUCCCCUCGUGAUCAAGGCGGAAGGCGAGCCGCCUUCCAACGAGCGGCUGAAUCAGGUCGUGGACCUGGAGGAAAAGACGCGCGCUUUGGUCCAAGGACAUGGUGGGAGUGUGGAUGGAGUUUGGCUUGCUGGAAAGGUUGCGGCAGAGUUCAACCUGUAUGUUCGCGAGAACAGCAAGCGAAAUGAUGGCAGCCUGAAGAAGUGGUUGAUGUCCACACCAGGUCUUGUUGUGGAGAAUGCCAAGCAACAAAACAACUGGUCCGUCAGACUUGCCUAGGUUUUACUGGUUCCCUCGGGCACAGAUACCCGGCGGCGACGUGUUCUCUGAUGCGUCCGCAGCGAAUUUCCU
Cladocopium goreaui is the source of this 2687-nucleotide messenger RNA. Lineage: Eukaryota; Dinophyceae; Suessiales; Symbiodiniaceae. The record is from the annotation of a GenBank genome assembly.